This is a messenger RNA of Xyrauchen texanus (razorback sucker), 5903 nucleotides long. Its product is annotated as FYVE, RhoGEF and PH domain-containing protein 5-like. The transcript has 21 exons. The record is from RefSeq and is a predicted model, not a curated record. Bases 134 to 4318 code for a protein of 1394 amino acids. NCBI's taxonomy places the organism in Eukaryota, Metazoa, Chordata, Actinopteri, Cypriniformes, Catostomidae. Gene Ontology annotation, molecular function: guanyl-nucleotide exchange factor activity; metal ion binding. Gene Ontology annotation, cellular component: cytoplasm.
UGUGCUAUGGUGUGGUUGAUGUAAUAAUCUCGAGUUAUAAUCCCGUGUAAAUUCCCUAUGGAUUAUGAUCCCAUUGUGUUCAAAUGGAUUUGAUGCGCGUGUCUCAGAUGGGCUACACAAAUUAUGAUCGAGAAUGAGUGCAGAGUUUCAGGAGCAUACCCCAGGCCUCAAAGCACAUUUCCAGGCUGUGCAUUUGUUCAGGGGGCAGUGUCAGUCCCCUAUGCCUAAUCAGGACCUCAAACCAGCCGUUGCACCCAAAGCAAAAACAUUUCCUCGGCAUCAUCACAGUUCUAACAUUUACUUGAAUAUAUUACACCCUAACAGAAACCUUAAACCUGCAAACACAAGACAGCAUAUGAUGGAAAUGUAUAGAAAAAUAGUGCUGGACCAGGAGGAGUCAAAUGAGAGGAAGACUGAGAAACUCAUACAUAUGGAAAGGACAGUCCAAACAGAUGAGACAGAACAGGAUGUUAUUCAGGAACAGGGGGGUGAGUUAGGAUGCGGAGAUGAGUUGGCAAAGGGAAUUGACUUUGAUUUUGUGGAAGGUCUAGAAGGUGGUGAGUCAAUGGACCAUCACUAUAAUUCAUGCAGUGAGAGCGUGGUGAAUGAUAGCAGAGUGGCAGACCAGAUCCACAUAAAGGAAUUAGAGAAUAUAGCAUUGGGAUUGACUAAAAAUUGUGUAUCAACACCACACAAAAAUUCCAGUGAUGCUAAAUUACCCUCUUAUACAGUUUACGGACAAUUAGCAUACACUGAUGGAAUGUUGACAGACGAAAUACUCUAUGGCAAACAUUUCUUUAAAGGAUUCUAUCCAAAAGGAAUGUACCCAAAUGGUAUAAUCACAAGCACAAUGUUUUCAAAUGAAGAAGACACAGAUGGGAUGUUCCCAGACAUUUGUGAUGCAGGUGAGGCAUUGGCAGACAAAGAUGGACUUUCUGAGUGUGACCUCUUUGAACAAACAGAACCUCCACAAAUUACAGAGACAGAAAAGAAUGUCAGUGGAGAUAUAAUGAUGCUUACUAUGGAAGAUGUAUCAGACAGUUCUGAAUUGUCUUUAACUUCCAUUGAGGAAGAGGAUGAUGAAAUGCAAGAGGAAAAAGGUAACAUUGAGGAACAAGAAGAUGAUAAUUUUUCAGACAAAAGUUCUUCACAAGAUCUCUUGGCAGCCAUUGACACUCCAGACAAUCCAGAAUUAGACAGUCCUGAUCUGUCUUCAAUUUCCAUUGAGGUAGAGGAUGAUGAAAUGCAGGAGGAAAAUGAGCAAUUCGAGGAACAAGAAGAUCAUCGUUUGUCCUACAAAAAUUCUUCACAGGAUCUCUCAUCUCCCAUUGAACCUCCAGACUAUCCCACAUCAGAUGGUGGAGGUGAAAACCUCUUUGAGUCUGAUCAGUCCUGUUUGUUUAGUUCGUCAUUUUCUUCAUCUCAGCCAUUCUUUGUCACAGGAACUAAGACAGUUUUAGAUUAUGAGGAUAUAGCAGAUGCAAAUCACAACAAAGAUUCAGUCGAUGAAGGUCACUAUGUAAAGGAUCAGGCCAUUUUAAAUCAUGACCUCUUCAGUGCUCUUUCACUUAUUCAACAGCAGCCUGACACUAAAUGCCAAAGUUAUCUACAGAAUCAAGUGAAGGAGAGGAUUAUUCAAGAAGAAGUUCUAAAGAACCAACUACAUAUGACAACUUGCAGUUCAGAACUCACUGGAUUAACAGAAGAACAUGUGUAUGAAGAGACAGAGCCAAAAAUCCAAGCAAAAGACUUCCUUCAGAAUAGGAAGUACUUUAUGUCUCGCUCUAUAUCUAUGGAAACCCCCAGUAAGAAACUUGACCUGGUUAGUAGCACGACAACAGGAAAUGGCCGGCUUUUUCUACACCCACGCUCCUUCUAUACAGAUCAGUGUUUCCUUGGAGAUAGUCGGCUUGCACUAACUGGCUCAUUAGGAUGUAUUUCACAAGGCGUCCACAUCUCAACAGACUUACCUAAAGUCACUAGAGUAGAUAUACCACCCCCUUUUGAGCUGGCUUCCAUCACUAAACGACCAAUCAGAAAAAGUUUGCCAUCCCUGACAAGUGAAAUUGCUGCCUCUUGCAAGAAACCUGAUUUUGGGUUUAAACGUUACCUUCUGCCAUUACGAUUCCUCAGGAAAUCUGAUCGGAAAAGCAUGAUGGAUAAUCGUUCUUUGUCCUCCAGGUCCUCCUCUGAGUCAAGUCCACAAUGGUCGUGCAAACGCCUGGAUUUAAUCAGUCACAGCAUGGGCAGCCCUGAGUUAAAGAGGACCCCAGAUCGCACAGCACCAAUGUCACCCUCUUCCUUUCUCAUCCCAAAAAAUAGGCAAAAAUCAGGACUCAAUUUAACCCUUAAUAAUGAUUUGACUUCCAGCACCAUUUCUAUAGUGCCAGAUAAUUUCUUUAAUUCCCUCUUUGAGCCCCUUCCCCUUUCUAAACCUCGAUCUUUUUCAACUCCCAAUGCUGACUUGUCAGAAUACGAGAACGUUCAAAAUGCUUCUUCUCACUACGAGAAUGUGCAGAUUCGCCUCCUGAACCCCAACAUUCAAAGUCAACGAAAUCAGAGUUCAACCAGUGACACUGAUGGUUACGUGGAUAUGAGCAGUCUGCCAAGCUUUCAGAGCAAAUGUCAGUCUUCUGAGCAAGAGACAGAUAGUACCUACACUUUCUGUUCUCCUAAUGUGAGGCCAGAUGGAACAGUGGGCGUGUCUGUAGGUGUGGCUUGUACAAGAGAGAAAAGGACUAAGACGUCUGACAAACUGACUGUCAGCUGUUCCAGGGCAUUCUACAGUGCUAAAGAGCUUUUGGACAGUGAGUCACAGCAUGUAAAGACUUUACAACUUCUCUUUCAGACUGUUGAAACAGAUGAGAGGCUGAUUACACUAUGGACAGAGAUACUUGAUAUUUGUACCCUCCACCAAGAUAUACACACACAACUGGAGGCCCGCAUAAAAGAAUGGGAUCAGAAUGAAGGGAUUGCUGAAAUCAUCUUGGAAAAGAAGACAGGGUUUUCCAUCUUCUCCUCUUACAUCAGUCAUUAUGAAGAAAAAGUUAAUUAUGUGGAUCAAAUACAAAGCACACUACCAGAUGCAGCAACCCUGAAAAAGCAGUUGCUUCAGGUCAUUGUGCGCAUCCUACAGUACCGUAUGCUGCUAACAGACUACCUGAAUAAUCUCUCACCAGACUCAAGAGAAUUCCAAAAUACACAAGAUGCUUUGGCGGUGGUCUCAGAUGUUGCUUAUCAUGUCACUGAUGGCCUCAAGAACGGAGCGGAUCUUCUGCGGCUGGUCCAUAUUGAACACAGUGUUUUGGGUCUGACAGAUCUCCUACAGCCAGGGAGGGUCUUUGUGAAAGAAGGUACCCUGAUGAAGGUCAGCAGGAAGUGCAAGCAGCCACGUCACCUUUUCCUGAUGAAUGACAUAAUGCUCUACACAUAUCCUCAGCAAAAUGGCAAAUAUAGACUUAUCAACACAUUACCACUGGCAGGGAUGGAGGUCAGCAAGCCACCGACAGAGAACGCUCAGAAUGCAAUGAAGAUUGAUGUGAAAGACAUAAGCAUCACUUUGACUGCCAGCUCCUGCAUCGAACGAGAAGGAUGGUUUGUUACUCUAAAUCGUACGUUGCUGGACCUUGGCCCAGUGCCAGGAGACCCAGUCGACUGUCUUGAGUUUUUAGAGGUGCCAGUGAUUUGUCUUGGCGAGAAUGCUCCACCCCUGUUGUCCGUCUCCCAGGUGACAGUUUGUAUGAACUGUCCCUCUCAUUUUAGCCUCACAAAUAGAAGACAUCACUGCCAUGCCUGUGGCAAGGUUAUUUGCAGAGAUUGUUGCAGGAAUAAAUUCCCCCUUAAAUACAUGAAGAACAGACGGGCCAAAGUGUGUGAUCAAUGUUACACUGAGCUUCGUAAGCAUGAUGUUGCCACAGUAACCGAGAGCUCCAGUCGGCCACUCUCUUCUGUGUUCCAAAACAUUCAUCCGUCCAGUCUGUGGAAGAGCCGCAAAGGCCAGCUGUCUUUCAACCAGGUGACAGGGUCCGAGAGCAUGAUGAGCGGAACCCUGCAGAGAUGCAGGAACAGCAAGAGAAGUUGGAAAAGCCUGUGGUUCCUUCUAAAAGACAAAGUUCUCUAUACGUACCCACAGCCUGAGGAGAGGGUUGCAUGCGAGACCCUCCCUCUGUUGGGUUUCUCUGUGAAGUCAGAGGUUCAAGGAGAGAGCAGUAUGUUUCAGCUGUACCACAAAAGCACUCUCUUCUACACUUUCAGAGCUCAGGAUUGUCACACUGCUCAGAGGUGGGUCAACGCCAUCGAGGAGGCUACAGUCCUGUAGCAUCAUCCAUCAUUGGUGUGCCAUCUUCUUAUCUGUUACUGAGCAUCAGAAUUAAAUGCAUUUUCACAUGUUACUUAAAUAGCACUGGGUGACUAGCAUGAUAGGGACUCAAAUAGCGAUAAUAUUCAUCCCUACGUUAGCAUGACGUAAUAGGCAUAUUUUUGGAAUGCCAAGGGAACAAAACGCUCACACUCAGAUAUGUAUUUUCUGCCAAAAUCUUCCUCCAAAGACUGUUAAGCUGUGGACAAGCUGUAAAAAGCACACUAUAGCACUUUCAGCUUUCUUUUAGUUUACUGCUCAGAACAUUUUUAAACCAGAUACUGCUUAACUUAACCAACAGACUUGUAAGUGUUAUUCCUUAUACAAUGCAAUAUAUAUUAUACAAUACCUCAGAGUGCUAAAAUAUAUUAUAGGUAAAUCUUAACACAUGGUCAACAGAUUCUGUUCCGUUCAUUUUGUAAAGGCGAUGAGAACCAGUUGGAAUUCUUAGCCUAUAUUUGAUGGAAGUCUAAUUAGUGACAUUUGCAUGCUGUCAUUUCAUGUAUGGAGUAUAUUUGCAUCACAGUCAUUUGGACUAAGCCAUGCACUUAUAAUUUAGGAUCGAUUUCCAUCUAGCAACAAAGCUGGUAUUCUAGUUGCACUCGUUGUGAUUUAAUGUUAAGAAUUUACUUACCUUUCCAUACUACAUCAACAGGCUUACAUACUGUUAACUUGCAGUAUUAUAAUGUAAAAUAUGAGGGCUUAAUUGUGCUUGAAUGUGCAAGCAGUGUAUCUGCUGGAAGAAAUACAAUUUCUAUAGCUGCUAUUUAAAAAAGCAUGAUUUCAGUGUGGGUGUUCAGUGUGGAUUUGUAAACCUCACCACAGCCUCAACUUCCUCUUUUUUUCUUUUAUUUCCUGGUGUGUGUGAACAGCUGCUUUUGUAAACGAUGUGAUGCAUAUGACACACAUGAAACCCCUAAGUUAGAAUAAUGUUAAAAUCAAACCUUUACAACAAAGUGGUCAACUCAAUGUAGGAGAGACUUUGGCUAAUUUUCACAUGCAUAAGUUGUCACAAGGGCUAUAUCUUAGUAACUGGAAGGUUAAAAGAGUCAAAAGUCCAAUAACACAAAUGUGUUUUGUGGAUUUAAUCUUGUGAAUUUUAUCCUUCAAUAUCAUCAUAUUUUUUGCUACAGUGCUAGCAGUGGGAUAAACAAGUGAGAUUGCAUGCAUGCAUUCAUGCAAAGGUAAAUUUUAACCAAAAGGUUGAACUUUUUUCUCAGGACAAAAGUAUUUUUCAUAAAUGUCAGGUUGGGGCAAGUUGUCACAAAUGUUUUAAAGGUAUACAAUUUAUGACAAUAGUUUCCAAAUCAAUGCUUUUACAUUUUUAUUGUUUCAUAAUUGUUUUACUGUGUAAAUGUUGUUUUAAAGCCUUUAAUGGGUGGUUUAAAGGCAGGUUCCACUGCAACAAUUUGCCCUAUAUAGUGUGACAACAUGCCCCACUAUUGGGUCAACAUGUCUUAAAUGAACUGUAUCUUUUUUUGUAUUGGCAAAUAAUAGUUGAAAUGCAAGUAAUGUAAACUGACUUUCAAAAAUAAACCUUCCCCAA